UCUAAAAGUUGGUUUUAGUUGGUUGCCCACAGGAUUGACUUGACUUCUGCUACUUAUUAAGGAAAAAAACACCUCUCUUUGCAGGUGUGUGUGUUUCAGCGCAGCAUGGCUGUGGUCAUCCGCUUACAAGGUCUCCCAAUUGUGGCGGGGACUAUGGACAUUCGCCACUUCUUCUCUGGAUUGACCAUUCCUGAUGGGGGCGUGCAUAUUGUAGGGGGUGAGCUGGGUGAGGCAUUCAUCGUUUUUGCCACUGAUGAAGAUGCAAGGCUUGGUAUGAUGCGAACAGGUGGUACCAUUAAAGGGUCCAAAGUAACACUGUUGCUGAGCAGUAAAACUGAAAUGCAAAAUAUGAUAGAACUCAGUCGCAGACGUUUUGAAACUGCAAAUUUAGAUAUGCCACCAGCAAAUGCUAGCAGGUCUGGACCACCACCUAGUUCUGGAAUGAGUAGCAGGGUGACUCUUCCAACUACAGUACCUAAUUUUAACAGUCCCUCUCCUAGUGUAGUAACUGCACCUACUUCAGUCCAUGAAAGCAACAAAAAUAUACCGACGUUCUCCACUGCCAGUAUGGGAACUGCUCCUCCAAAUCUUGGCACUACAUUUGGAAGCCCCACAUUUAGCUCUACUAUACCUAGUACAGCAUCUCCAAUGAACACAGUACCACCUCCACCAAUACCUCCUAUCCCAGCUUUGCCAUCAUUGCCCCCAAUGCCCUCUAUUCCUCCCAUACCUGUCCCACCUCCUGUGCCUACAUUGCCUCCUGUUCCUCCAGUUCCCCCAAUGCCUCCAGUACCUCCUGUGCCACCUAUGUCAUCUAUGCCUCCUUUAUCAGGAAUGCCUCCUCUGAAUCCUCCACCUGUAGCACCUUUGCCCGCUGGAAUGAAUGGGUCAGGAACAGCAAUGAAUUUAAGCAGUAAUUUGAACCCAAUGUUUAUGAGUCCCAUGAAUCCUAUUCAAAUCAGUUCCCAAAGCAGUGUGAAAGCACUUCCUAUCAAUCCAGAUGAUUUGUAUGUUGGUGUCCAUGGGAUGCCUUUUACAGCAACAGAAUCUGAUGUCAAAGACUUUUUCCAUGGACUCCGCGUGGAUGCAGUGCAUAUACUGAAAGAUCAUGUUGGACGCAAUAAUGGAAAUGGAUUAGUUAAAUUUUGCUCUCCCCAAGAUACAUUUGAAGCCUUGAAACGAAACAGGAUGCUGAUGCUUCAGCGCUAUGUUGAAGUUAGUCCUGCAACAGAGAGACAGUGGGUGUCUGCUGGAGGCCAUAUAACAUUCAAGCAAACCAUGGGUCCGUCUGGGCAAAACCAUCCUUCUCCUCAGACUCGCUCUAUGUCCAAAUCUCCUAAUGGUCAGAAAAGGUCAAGAUCUAGAUCUCCACAGGAUCAGGGAUUCUGUGUUUAUUUGAAAGGUCUUCCCUUCGAAUCAGAGAACAAACAUGUCAUAGAUUUCUUUAAAAAGCUAGAUAUUGUGGAAGAUAGUAUUUACAUAGCUUAUGGACCCAAUGGGAAAGCACUUGGUGAAGGUUUUGUUGAGUUCAGAAAUGAAACUGACUACAAAGCGGCUUUAUGUCAUCAUAAGCAGUACAUAGGGAAUCGUUUUAUUCAAGUUCAUCCCAUCACUAAAAAAGCCAUGUUAGAAAAGAUAGAAAUGAUCCGUAAAAGACUCCAGAACUUCAACUAUGAUCAGCGAGAAAUUAUGAUGAGUACAGAAGGAGAGACUCGCCCUUCCAAACUAUGCGCUCAUAUAUCCAAUGUCCCCUAUAACAUUACCAAAAUGGAAAUCAUCCAGUUUUUAGAGGGACUAGCAGUUGAAAAGAACUCUAUACAGAUUCUUGUUGAUGGCAGUGGGCAAGGUUUAGGACAAGCACUGGUCCAGUUCAAAAAUGAAGAAGAUGCUCGUAAAUCAGAGCGCCUACAUCGUAAGAAACUGAAUGGGAGAGAUGUUGUGCUUAGAGUGAUAUCCCUUGAAGAAAUGAGAGAAAUUGAGAGAAAUACUCCCUCCCAAGGGAAAAAAAUGUUGAAAAUGCAAGGGAGUGCAACCUUGCCAGGAGUGAAUGCUGGUGGGGAUGAUCAUUCUUUCAUCAGUAGCGGCUCAAAAGAUACAAGCAGUGGUCCUCCUUUUCAUUUUCCUAGUAAUUUCAGUGGCUCUAAUGCAUUUGGUCCCCCUCUUCCACCUCCAGGAAUAGGAGGGGGUGGUUUUGGUGAUUCCAGACCAGGAAUGCCAUCUAUUGGAAGUAGUGGUUUGCCUGGCUUGCCUGGUCCAGGAAUUGAUGUCCCAGGCUUUGUAGGCGGUCCUGGUAAUCUAAGUGGGCCAUCAGGGUUUGGAGGGGGUCCUCAGAAUUUUGGAAAUGGGCCUGGUAAUCUAGCUGGUCCUCCUAGUUUUGGAAGUGGACCUCCUGGUCUUGGUGGUGGGCUUGGACAUUUAAGUGGGCCUCCAGCGUUUGGCCCUGGCAAUUUGCAUAUUACUGGUCCGCCAGGAUUUGGAGCUGGUUCUGGAAAACCAGGGCCAACUGUCAUUAAAGUGCAGAACAUGCCCUUUACUGUAUCAGUGGAUGAAAUUUUAGAUUUUUUCUAUGGUUACCAAGUAAUUCCAGGUUCAGUAUGCUUAAAAUAUAACGAAAAAGGAAUGCCAACAGGUGAAGCAAUGGUUGCAUUUGAGUCUCGUGAUGAAGCAAUGGCAGCUGUUGUUGAUCUAAAUGACAGGCCAAUAGGAUCGAGAAAAGUCAAACUCAUUCUAGGGUAGCUGGUUAUCAAAAUGUUUGUAGAAUAGGUAUUAGUGCUGUGAUGAAUGCAUUCAGAUUGUUUUCUAGUAGUUCUAGAUUAGAACAUACACAUUGUUUAAACUUCACAUUUGUUUUUAUAAGACUUGGAACACUGGUUUAACUGUUUACAGAAGAACUGCAAGGGUAAAUUUGCAGUUGUUCUACCAGUACAGAUAUGUGGAGAAGAGGAAUUCUCAUCAACAAAGUUUUCUAAUGCUGAAUUGGCCGUGUAAUGCUUAUCAAGGAGUCUAGAUUGGUUUUUAUGAAAUUCUGGAUGAGGAAAACUGUCAUGAUGAAGUUAGUGAUGUCUUAGGUGGGUGCUAUUGCAAGCCAUUACAAAAUAGAAAAGUAGCUAUUCCUAGAGUUGGUUAAAAGUUGGCUGAAUCUGCUUUGUUUACACAGGUCAAAGUUUUGUUUAUAGCCCUACCUUACUUUGCAAUUGAAUAAAGUCUCAGUUAUUCAGAUUGUUUAUGUACUUUAUUUUUCAGAGAUUCUUGGUGUAUGGACAGUGAAAUUAUGUUCAUUGAGAAAUAUUCAGGCAGUUUUCCUGAAUAUUAAUUGAACCGUGUACAAUUCAAGCUUUUAUGGAAUAACUUUUAGUUCUUAUUGCAACUGACUGUAUAGAAUAAGACUUUUGCCACGAGUGCAGGUACCUUUGUUUAUUGUUCUGCAUCUUUACUGUAUGGUUAAAAUGGAAUACAUAGAGCUGCCAUACAAAGCCACAGCUUGAACACAUAAUUGUUUAAAUAGAUGAUUUGUUAGGACUGUAUGUUACAUUUGGAUAGGAUGCUCAUCACUUGGUUUUUGUACAUUGUAUAUGUUGUGUAACUUUUUGAACCACACUCAUAUGGAACCUCUUGGUUUAAUAAUCGCAUCUAAGGGACUAGCUGGGAUUCAUGCGGAGUGUUAAUGUUAGCAAUCAUUUGUGUUACUAUGACUCCAAAAAAUCUUGUGAAUUACUGCUGUUGAUCACUUAUGAAAUUAAAAUUUUGAAAACUCCCUACACAUCUUGAUUCCUUACAGUUGUUCCAGUAGAGAACAUUGUUUAAUUCCAAUUCUGUGUAGAAUUUUCACUUUCUUCAGUAGAGCUUUUCUUAGGGAAGAGAAAAGAUGCAGUGAUAUAUAAAAUCAAAGUAGAAUUUUUGUCUGUCCAUUAUUAGAAAAUCAUUAAAUGCAAAGAUUAUACUAGUUGUCUGAAAAAUCUUCUGCAAAUCAUUGUAUUUAAAGCAAUUCAUAAGCUGUUCUGUUUCCCAGUAGAAGAAAAAGUGUGUCUAUUUGAAUUUUAUAUGAUGGAACAUUUGAAGUGCACAGCCUAGCAUAACGUAGAAAUACAAGUGGUAACAGUUCUGUUCAUCCAGAUGUGACAGAUGUAAAAACCUGUUGAAUACUGCAUUCUGAGUAUUUUGCAGUACAGUAAUUUGAAGGACUGAGUGAAGGUGUUAAAAUGAAGAGGUGGCUGCAUUACCAGAUUCAUGGACUGGAAAUUGUUUUGACAGGUUCCGAGAUGGUGUGCUCCUGAAAAGUGACAUAAUUGUAUUUCAUUGUUAAAAUUCCUAAGCCGUCUGUUAAUAAAACUGUCUUUCUGAA
Molecule: messenger RNA, 4342 nt
Organism: Eublepharis macularius
Lineage: Eukaryota; Metazoa; Chordata; Lepidosauria; Squamata; Eublepharidae
Gene: RBM12
Product: RNA binding motif protein 12
Exons: 2
Coding region: 106-2736 (876 amino acids)
Biological process (GO): regulation of RNA splicing
Cellular component (GO): nucleoplasm; ribonucleoprotein complex
Molecular function (GO): RNA binding
Source: RefSeq, a predicted model, not a curated record